Molecule: messenger RNA, 645 nt
Organism: Beauveria bassiana ARSEF 2860
Lineage: Eukaryota; Fungi; Ascomycota; Sordariomycetes; Hypocreales; Cordycipitaceae
Product: F-box domain-containing protein
Exons: 3
Coding region: 1-645 (214 amino acids)
Source: RefSeq, a predicted model, not a curated record
AUGUCCUCCUCCUCCUCCUCCGGUGGUGGCGAGCCACGCAUCAUCGCGCAGCUGGGCCGCACGCAGCUCGAUCACUGGGGCCACGCGGGAUUCGGCAACGGCGCAGCCUGCGGCCACGUCUUCAUCAAUGAAGAGGAGCAUCGUGGGCCGCCGGCCCUCAUAGCUGCCCAACGCCCCCGCGCCUACACCACGUCAAGGCCACUGGCAUUCCACUAUCCGGGCCUGGCCCCGCGCUGGGUUGACGAGCAUGGCGGCGGCGGGGUUCAAUCGGACGCCAGCGGGAUGCCGUUCUGCCGGCGGCCCGAGGACGGCGCUGAGAUGUGGGCUGGGCGCUGCCCGUGUUGGCGCCAUGACGACUUCUCGUACCUGACCGACUGUGAGGUGCGCGACGUGUGGGCUGGCGUGCGCUUCAGUGCCCGCCACUACGUCAUGCUUGAGAUGCUGUCAGUGCACGUUAAGCCGCGGUUGCGCGUCCAUGGUGUGGCGCGACUUGCAUCUCGCACGCCGCGACGGCAGUCAUCUUCGACCGAGACGAGCAGCAGGCGUGGCAGCAGUAGCAAGUACGUAAAAACGACCACUGUUCGCGGAGGUGCAGGGUCACAACAGAUUGGCGGCUGGGAGCGAGAGCGAGUCCGACGGGUCUGA